Messenger RNA from Purpureocillium takamizusanense, 2825 nucleotides. RefSeq lists its product as uncharacterized. Gene Ontology annotation, molecular function: carboxy-lyase activity; hydrolase activity. The transcript has 3 exons. Gene Ontology annotation, cellular component: cytosol; cytoplasm. The record is from RefSeq and is a predicted model, not a curated record. Gene Ontology annotation, biological process: secondary metabolic process. The coding region runs from base 185 to 1534 and encodes 449 amino acids. NCBI's taxonomy places the organism in Eukaryota, Fungi, Ascomycota, Sordariomycetes, Hypocreales, Ophiocordycipitaceae.
GACGUCACGGCCCCGAUCCAAGUUCCAAGCGUCGUCCGCGACAGUACCUUAGUACCUUGGUAUACAGAGUACGUCUACUCAGAACCACAUCAUGCUUGAACUAGGCACGUCUCUGCAUUAGUAGGAGGAACCUAGACACGAGCCGUCCCGUCGUCUGCCCCCCUCCCCCGUUUUGUCUAUCCCCAUGUCUUGCCCGCUUCGGCAGCGAGACACGGAUGAGAGGCACCGACCAGAGGCCACAAGCAGACGAAAGCAGGUCGGCGAGAGGAGUUCAGAUUGCAUUUCCCGGAUGAUCUCUCCUUCUUCUUCUCAAGCCAAGCUGACUAUCAUGAGACUUGUGCCAGUUCUGAUACAUCUCCUAAGCUCCGCCGUCGUCGUGGCAUCCUCCUCUUGCUCACCGUCACCUCCCAACAUGACUGUGGUCGACAUCCACACGCACAUGUACCCGCCCUCGUACAUCAAGAUCCUCGAGUCGCGGUCCUCCAUCCCUCUCGUCCGGUCCUUCCCUCAGUCCCCAGAUCCGCGCCUCAUCCUUCUCCAAGCCGAGGUCGAGUCCCUCGAUGAUGCUCUCGCGAACAAACCUGGCGCCAAGGUCCCUGGCCGGCCUCUCACCUCCGACUAUACCUCGCUCGACCAAAAGGUCCGCUUCAUGGACGCCCACCGCAUCGAUGUCUCCGUCAUCUCCCUCGCAAAUCCCUGGCUCGACUUUCUCGACGCAAACAUUUCCGGCAAUGUCGGCGCCGAGGUCAAUCAGGAGUUUUCCGACAUGUGCGCCAGACAUCCAGGGCGUCUCUUCUACUUCGGCACCCUGCCCCUGACAGCGCCCCUCGACGCCAUCCGCGCUUCCAUAGCUCAGCUCAAGACCCUCAAGUACUGCCGUGGCGUCAUCCUUGGGACCUCGGGCCUUGGCAAUGGCCUCGACGACCCGAACCUGCUGCCCAUCUUCGAGGCCGUCGCGGCGGCGGGGCUCACCGUUUUCCUGCACCCGCACUACGGCCUCCCAAACGCCGUUUGGGGCCCUCGGGCGGCCGACUAUGGGCACGUUCUACCGCUCGCCCUCGGCUUCCCCAUGGAGACAACCAUUGCCGUCACGCGCAUGUACCUCGCCGGCGUCUUCGACAGGGUGCGCGACCUGCGAAUGCUGCUCGCCCAUAGUGGUGGCACCCUUCCCUUCCUCGCGGGUCGCAUUGAGAGCUGCAUUCUGCACGACGGCCAGCUUGUCGCCGAGGGCAAGGUCCAGCCGGGCCGCCGUACCGUCUGGGAUGUGCUCAAGGAGCAGGUCUAUCUCGACGCCGUCAUAUACUCCGAGGUCGGCCUGAAGGCAGCCAUCGAGGCGAGCGGCGCGGACAGGCUCAUGUUUGGUACCGAUCACCCGUUCUUCCCGCCGCUUCAGGCUAACGAAAAGGGUCUGUGGGAGAGUGUGAGCUUGAACGCCGAGGCCGUGACCAAGGCUGUGGGCGAGGGAUCCGCAGAGGCCAAGGCCAUCAUGGGUGGCAACGCCGUCCGCAUCCUGAGGUUGCAUGAAGAAGCCUAGAGCCCAAUAACCGCCCAGCUUCUAAUCCGCUCAUGUCGAUUUCUUGCUCCCAAGUGAUGACGAUUCGGUGCGUGCAGGUCGUAGAGCCAUAGUUGUGUGUCUAUUUGCGUCUGAGAAAUAAAAUCGCUUCGCUUCGGGGUAUGAUGGGUAUCUCAAAUGGCUGCCGUCUCGCGCUGGUACUUGGCCUCGGCGUCAAAAAUCCUCCUCCGCGCGUCCUGGACGCCCUUCUCCGCAUCUUGCAGCUCCUUCUCCGUCGCGCCCACUUUCUGCAGGUUCCGAGCCGCCUGCACCGCGCGCAGCUUGUCGCACACGAGCUCCCAGUACUUCUUGCCCGCGUCGCCGUCCCCCUCGCCCGCUACGACGUAGUUCCCCGGCACGGCGACCGCGCCGUUGGACGGCCCCGCGGGCGCCCGCUUCCCCAGCGAGGCCUUCAUCUCCUCGCGCGCCUGCCGCCGACGCGACUUCUCCUCCUUCUUCUCGCGGACCCGCCUCCGCGCCUCGGCCAGGUCCUCGACCUCCUGCGCGGCUGCCUCCUGCCGCCGUCGCUCCUCGUCGCGCACGCGCUGCGCCUCGGCCAGCCGAUCUCGCUCCUCCUGCAUGGCCGCGCGCUCCCGCUGCGUCUUUUCGCUGCGCGCCCGCGCCGCCGCCUGCUCCGCCGCCUCGAGGUCGUCGGCGAAACGCUUGCGCUCCUGGUCCAUGGCCUGGCGCUCCUGGCGGCGAAGGAGCUUGGCCGCGGACGCGGCGUCGUAGGCGGCCCGCGCCGGGGGGUCCGCGAGCACGUCACGGGCGCGCUCAAAGAGCUCCCACUUCGCGGCGUCAAAGUCGGCGCCCGCCUUGUCCGGGUGGUACUUGAGUGACCGCUUGCGCCAGGCGCGAUGGAUGUCCUCCUUGGUAGUCAGGGCGUCGACGCCCAGCAGCUCGUACAGGUCGACAUCCUGCUCGGCGUACUCUCCGGCCAACCGCAGCAGGUCCCGGUUGUCGUCGCUCAUGAUCGCGGGCGGGAUGCGGCGAGGACGUGUCCGUCAGAUGAAGUGGUGAGAAUGGGCCAGCAGUGAUGUGGGUAAGAGCGUGUUGAGCUGGGCUAGCGGAAGAGGGGCAUCGAGGAUUGGGGUGCCUAAGGCUCUGGGAAUGAAACAAACGUGAAAACUCGGCCGCAAGGAAGACGCAAGUUUCCGAGACGCCAAGCAAAAGAGUUGAAGUGUGUUUGGCGUUGAGAACUUGAGAAGAACCAGGUGGUCCCCAAGGCGGCAGGCAGUUGAGGUCUCGUUUGGGUGAUGAGUCAGCCGAAAAU